AUGAAAGCAGAUGCAAUCAGCAGCGGGCUUCGUCACAUUACCUCAAACGCAUCAGAGGUUAGGGUUGUUGACCCAAAACACAAUGCAGGUGAUGUUGAUUUGUUACACCAAAUUGGCUACAAGCAAGAAUUGAGACGUCAUUACUCCAUCAUUCAAGUAUUUGGUAUCGCAUUCUCCAUUAUGGGAUUGUUGCCCAGUAUUUCAUCAGUUCUUGCAAUUGGGUUGGCAUCAGGUCCAGCAGGUUUAGUAUGGGGAUGGUUUAUCGCCAGUUGUUUCAUCUUUAGUGUUGGCACCUCAAUGUCGUUUUUGGGUAGUGCAAUCCCUACAAGUGGUGGCUUGUACUACUAUUGCAAUUACUAUUGUCCUGAUAUUGUUCGAGUUCCCUUGAGUUACCUUAUAGCAUGUUCAAAUUCAUUAGGUUUAUUGGGCGGGUUAUGCAGUAUUAGUUAUGGUUUCGCCGUGGAGGUGUUGUCUGCCAUUUCCAUUGCCCGAGACAAUACAUUUGAAAUUACCAAUUUCAAAUGUUAUGGAAUCUUUUGUGCUUGUAUCGCUCUGAAUGUUGUCAUUUCGUGUUUGACCACUCGCCACGCCGCCAAGUUUCAAACAUUGUCCAUUAUUGUCAAUAUGUUUUUGGUGAUACUUUUUCUCAUUGCGGUUCCCAUUGGGUUUUCAAGAAAUAAUAGUUUCAACUCAGCAAAGUAUAUGUUCACCCACUUUGAAAAUGCCAGGGAUUGGCCAACUGGUUGGAGUACAAUCAUGUCUUUUCAAACUGCGAUUUGGACAAUUGGAGCAUUUGAUUCUGUAAUUCAUUGUUCAGAAGAAGCAUUAAAUGCACAAAGAUCAAUUCCGUACGGAAUUUUGGGCUCUAUUGGGGCUUGCUGGUGGUUUGGCUGGUUCAUCAUGAUUGUUUGUGCUGCUUGUAUCAAAGAUGCCGAUGUUGGUAGGGUUUUGGCUUCGGAAACGGGCUCACCAAUGGCACAAAUUAUCCUUGAUUCAUUGGGGAAGAAGUGGGCAGUGGCAUUCAUGGCAAUGAUUGCAGUUGGACAAUAUUGUAUGGCCAUCUCAAUCAUGAUUGCAUUGUCACGACAAAUUUGGUCUUUUGCUCGCGAUGAUGGAUUACCAGUUAUUUACAAGUGGGUCAAAUAUAUUGAUCCCAAAAUUAAAGUGCCCGUUAGAGCUACAAUCUUUGCUGGCUGUUUGGGAUUGAUUAUGGGUUUAUUAGUCACGAUUCCAGGCACCGCUGGCGCAAACGCCUUGUUUUCACUUUGUAUCACGUCGAAUGGUCUCUCAUGGGGAAUGCCAGUUUUUCUUGUGACAUUAUCAUACGGAAGAAACAAGUUUAUCUCCGGCCCUUUUUACUUUGGACUCAAGUGGAGCACCGUUGUCAAUUUGAUUACAAUUUGUUGGUUAAGUUUUGCAAUUGUUAUGAGCAUGUUUCCCGACUCUACCCGUGUAACCAAGGAUACUAUGAAUUACACGGUUGCAGUGAAUGCUGGCGUUUGGAUUUUAUCAUUGACUUACUAUUUUGUUUGGGGUCAUAGAGCCUAUUCUGGACCGAAAUCCAAUCUUGACGACUCCGAUUCAGAAAUUUCAAGCGUCAAGAAUUUGGAUGAACUUUUGAAUGAGAAAAAAUAG
Molecule: messenger RNA, 1635 nt
Organism: Lodderomyces parapsilosis
Lineage: Eukaryota; Fungi; Ascomycota; Pichiomycetes; Serinales; Debaryomycetaceae
Exons: 1
Coding region: 1-1635 (544 amino acids)
Biological process (GO): transmembrane transport
Cellular component (GO): membrane
Molecular function (GO): transmembrane transporter activity
Source: RefSeq, a predicted model, not a curated record